Messenger RNA from Dreissena polymorpha, 1471 nucleotides. RefSeq names its product adenosine 5'-monophosphoramidase HINT1-like. Gene Ontology annotation, molecular function: hydrolase activity. Gene Ontology annotation, cellular component: mitochondrion; cytoplasm. The record is from RefSeq and is a predicted model, not a curated record. The transcript is spliced from 6 exons. The coding region runs from base 140 to 652 and encodes 170 amino acids. NCBI's taxonomy places the organism in Eukaryota, Metazoa, Mollusca, Bivalvia, Myida, Dreissenidae.
AACAACAACUAAACUCAACAACAACCACAACAACAAUAAUUAUGACAUAUCACUUCAUGUCUCUUUUUGAACAUGACAUUUUAAUUCAUUUUGAUCAGUUUGCAUAUUCCUAUCAACCAGUACCUCUUGGGUCGUUGAAAUGGCUGGCAUAAUUCUUGGAAGAUUGGUCAGGCAAGUGGGUCGAUUUGACCUUCCAACCACUGUGAAAUACCUUGCAGCAAUUGGGCUCACAUCAAGAUUGUUAACAGCUCAGAGAUAUAGCAGCAGUAACCAGGAUGAGGUGUCAAAAGCACAGAAAGCCAGGCCUGAUGGCAAACCAACCAUCUUCACUAAGAUUAUUGAGAAACAGAUACCAGCUGAUAUACUGUAUGAAGAUGAUAAGUGUAUUGCGUUCAGUGAUGUGAAUCCACAGGCACCAGUUCAUUUCCUAGUGAUUCCUAGAAAACCACUCUCAGGAAUAGGGGCUGCUCAGCUAGAAGACCAGAAUUUGCUUGGUCAUCUACUCCUGGUUGCUAAGAAGGUGGCAGAAGAUCGUAAACUGGAGAACGGGUACAGAAUAGUGAUAAACAACGGUCCAGACGGUUCACAGUCAGUAUACCAUUUGCACCUUCACGUGAUGGGUGGAAGACAGAUGACCUGGCCCCCGGGGUAACCAUCCAGACAACUCACCAGCACCGUAUUAGUGUGGUCAUUACUGAAUGUCAUCAGACUUAUUUGCAAGGCAAUAAAAAAAGGUUGUUCUUCCAGACUAUAAAAUGUGAAAAAUGUGUACAUACAUCACAGCUUUAAUGUGUGUUGCUUUAGGUAUCAGCUAUAAGGUAUUCAUUAAACCAUCAUCAACUUUUUAAUAUUGGCAGAACCCCGAUAGAUAUACAUGUAUUUAGAAGAGUGCAAGUAUAAACCUCAGUAAGAAUUAGCACUGUUUUGCCCUGUCAGAGGACCGACUGGUUGGUUUAUUCUGCCAAAUUUAUUCUUUUGAUUGCAUUUAUGUUAAACAAUACUUAUAUUUAAUUUUAAGAAACUUAAUUUGUUUCAUUACCAAGAAAAUACAUGUUCUGCCAAAGUAGCAGUUGUCAGAAAACCUGUUUGUACAUUGAACAGGUUGUGACUCAGAUUGUUGUAAUUGUCAAAAUCAAACACAAAUUGAAGAGCCAUAAACUUUGACAUCUUGUGUGGUUGUAUAGUACCAUUCUUGGAGUUAACAUAUAUUUGUUGUGUGUGUCAUGUUUGGUUAAAUAUACAUUUUAAUUGUUUUAUAUAAAAAAAAAAUCUGUGAAGAUUUGCUUUUAAACAACAUGUGCCUCUCGUGCUUGUUUAGCAUUCUGUAUGCUUGAAAAGAAUUUAUUGCACAACAAAUCUGUGUUGUUGUGGGCUUGCCGGUAUUUGUGAAUUUAUAUUGGUAAUUAAUGAAUUAAUGCAUGUAUUUGAGAAAUUGCUCAUUAAUUAUAUAGAAUGUAUAAUAUUUUGUUAA